Messenger RNA from Triticum aestivum (bread wheat), 2137 nucleotides. RefSeq lists its product as uncharacterized. The coding region runs from base 1407 to 1838 and encodes 143 amino acids. Lineage: Eukaryota; Viridiplantae; Streptophyta; Magnoliopsida; Poales; Poaceae. The transcript has 5 exons. The record is from RefSeq and is a predicted model, not a curated record.
AAACCGCCACACCCGCGCCACGACCUGGUGGCAGGAUUCCCCUGGUGGCUGCCCGCCUCUCCUCCUCCCAACGGGGCGGGCCUCCGACGCCGUCCAUGUCUAUCUCCCGUUGACCUCCGCUGCCCCGCAUCCCUCCCCACCGAUGUGCUCCCUUUGCCUCCGGGUCUCUCCCACAGAGUACGACGCCCGCCGCCGGCGUAACCUCCCUUCGCCCCGCUCGACGUCGGCCUGCCCGUCUGCCUCUCCUAUGGCGCACGACACCUGCCGCCGGAUCCGCCCUUCCGCCGUCUCCUGUAUAACCAGUGCAACCUCCCUUCGCACCGCUCGCCAUCGGCCUGGCCCGCCCGUGCGCCUCUCCUACAACGCUGGCCUCCGGCCCGCCCUCCGCCAUCUCGUGUGGAUCACGGCGCCUGCCUGCCGGCCCCGCCCUGCCGCAUCUCCUAUGCCGCGCGGCGCCCGUCUGUCGGCCACGACUUCAUCACAUACCUCAUCGGAUUUGGUGCAUGUGCAGUUUCACAUUUGUAACAUUCGUUGCAGAUGAAUGACCAACCAGGCGCAGAUCCAUUUCAGUCUGAGCGUGCCCCGUUUUAGGACCUGACGAACACCGGUGAUAAUCAACGUCCUCCCGAGCAAAACCAUAACUUUGACAUUUCAGUCCGAAUUUAUCUAACUCUACCGGAAUAGGGUAAACUAUAACCAAAAGUUAGAAAUCUGACAUUCUGAUUGAUCAUACUAUCUGUAAUCCAUUCUUUUUUGCUUCAAGGGAGUUAGUUUGUCAAUCAUCAUGACCACCUGAAACUGAUUAAACCGGUAGGUCUCGACCUCGAUUGUCGUGAGUGCUCCAUGAAAGCUUGGGAUUUACCCUGCUAAUGUGACACCUUUGGUUGUGGAUCAGAAAGAAGAAGGUGGUGCACAAGAUCGCGACGAGUGUAACUGGCUUGAGGCUUUUUGAAUUCCUUUGUUCUACCAAAAGUACUUGUAUUAGGAUGUUCUCGACACAUUUGGAUUAGAUUGUCCAGAAAAUUUAUCUAAUGUCUGACCAAAUUCAUUUAGAUUCAGCUUAAUUAUAUGGUCUGUUCAUUUUCUGCAUUGAUUUUAUCAUACUAUAAAAUUGUCAUACCAGUAGUUCUUAACACUGCAUAUGUUUUCCUACUACAAGUGCCACUUGUUGUCACAAUGCUGCAAAGAGACGGUGCAUGGAUGCGUAGUUUAACUCUCACGAGUAGUUGAGUACUUGUAUAAAGAAGAAUUGUACAAUGCUGAAAGAUCUUAUUUGCAUCUGCAAAGAGGGAUCAUAUCAUUUGAGUGAUUCCAUAAGAAUCAAGUCACUCCUUGACUAACUCGAACUUGAAUCGUUUGCCUUUUUUAUCAUGGUUGGAGAUGUGGUGUAGGAGGAGCAGCAGCUAAUGGCAAACGCGCCAGUGAGCCCCAAGGGCGGUGGCCCCUACAACAUGAAGAAGACCAUCCGGACAAAGGGAAGUGAUGGAGACUUGCCUGAAUGUUUCUUUCCUCCGCGUGAAGUGCUUAGAGUUCUCAAAGGCAUCAACAAGACCCGGAGGAAAUUGACAAUAUGCAGAUUGAAAAGGUUUGGUUGCAUCAAUGAAUUGAUUCAAGACAAGAUAGCAAUGGGAACCAUUGUCCUAUAUUCAACAGGAUCGUCAAUGUUCUCUGUGCCACAAAGCCCGAUAGGUGUGAUGGAUGUUGAUGCAUGUCUCAGCCAACAGAGUGAUGUACUACUGUUGGACCUCCAGCAACAUGCUACCACAGCUCUUCGACAAGCAAAAGGCAGAGAAUUGGCAGAUGAUCGAUCUCACAUCAUGAUGUGCUUCAGAAGAUGAGAGACUCAGAACGGGGCAAAGAUGGUCCUGAUUACCGACAGACUCUUCAAGCUUACAAUUGGUGCCUGUUAUGACUCCCAUGGGCGUUGCUGUAGUCGACCCCAUUAAUUCAAAUUCUGAAGAUAACAUGUAGCCUGAAUCCAAGAGGGAACAAAUUUAGUUUUUCCAAGACUGCACUGUUUGUAUAUCUUUGGUUCAAAGUUUGCAUCUCUGCCAUCUUCAUAUCGACAAAGCUUGUAUGUACUAUAACUCCUUUCAAGUUCACACAAUAAAUUAGACAAUCUGAAAUCUUCACUGUA